This is a messenger RNA of Oppia nitens, 2037 nucleotides long. RefSeq names its product E3 ubiquitin-protein ligase MYCBP2-like. The transcript has 5 exons. Bases 148 to 1023 code for a protein of 291 amino acids. Gene Ontology annotation, cellular component: nucleus. The record is from RefSeq and is a predicted model, not a curated record. NCBI's taxonomy places the organism in Eukaryota, Metazoa, Arthropoda, Arachnida, Sarcoptiformes, Oppiidae.
ACCGUCACAAUCCGGGCAAAAGUAUUACCCAAUUAAACAAUUGGUUACAACAUUUCUUUGUCGGCAUAUCUGAUAAAUUUAGUUCAUUUGUGUUUUACUGACAAUCAAUCGUCUACUUUGGACACCAACUCAAUUGAUGCCAAUGUUAUGGCAGUAUUGAGUCGACCGAUAAUGGCAUUCAUAUUACAAACUCACGAUUUAAAUGGACUGAUGAUUGCUAUGAGAAGUGCACUCCGCAAGUCUUCGUGUCGGACAUUAGGUCUUCAGGCACUCAAUUGGUUGCUAAGAAAUGUGAGCCAACCGGUGGCCAUACAUGACUUGAUGUGGUUUUUCAUUGAUGCGUUGACAACGAAUGAUACGAUACAUAAAGUGCAGAACAAAGAGGAGACCGAAGAAAAUAUAGCCAACGGUGACGCUGUUGGAGACAAUGCUAUCAAUGCGGCCAACAAUAGAAUAUCUGUUGAGAAACGUAACGAAUCAGAAGUGAGUCAACACAAGAGUCAAACAGAUGUCUGUCACCACCCGUUGGCUGAUCUCACGAUUGCUGGCGAAGCGACUCAAGUGCUGAGACAGGCUUUUCAUUCAUUUCUUAGUACAGUUUCUGAGUUAAUGCCACUUUUGCCGAUGGGAUCACCACUUCAGCAAAUAGCAGUUCGCUGUUUUUGUCUUCAAUUCAAUGGUGAAGACCAUUCAUUUCUACACCAGUGUCACGUAUUUUCUAAUAUCAGUAAAAUUGUCGGUCGAAAUGAUGAGGAACAGAGUCCGACAAUUUUGGAUGAAUCGCAUCAAUCAAUGUUUAUACAUCCGGCUCUUGAAUCCUAUCAGGAUUUGACGUCUCAGAUGGAAAUCACUCAUCACUGCCAUUCUGUGACAAUCACGACGACGGCGAAACUGCGGCUAUUAUUUUGUGUAACUCUUGCGGUAAUUUGUGCGCCGAAUGUGAUCGAUAUCUACAUCUUCACAGCAAAACUCGUUGCCAUCAAAGACAGAUAUUUAAAGAGGAAGAGGAGGCCAUUCGUGUAGAUCUUCAUGAAGGUUGUGGUCGAACCAAACUGUUUUGGGCGAUGGCUUUGGCCGACUCUAAGACACUUAAAGCAAUGGCAAAUUUUCAAUUAUAUUAUUUCGAUCGCAUCCCUAAAAGGUUGUACCAUUGAAGAGGUGGAUCAAAGUAAGAACAAAGUUUGCAAACCGUUAACUAAAGACGACUAUUCAUCAGUUUGUCGUUUUGAGAGCCACGGAGGAGGUUGGGGUUUUUCUAGUCAUUCGAUAGAAGCGAUUAGAUUUAUGGCCGACACAGACAUAUUGUUGGGAGGGUUUGGUUUGUUUGGUGGUCGCGGAGAAUAUACGGCAAAAUUAAAACUGUUUGAUAUCGGACCGGAUGGCGGGGAACAAGAGGGUGACGGAGAGAUAUUAACCGAAACCGAUGAGAUAUCAUUCGAGUGCGCCGCCAGACAAAAGUAUCCGAUACUGAUUGAAGAGCCGCUACCACUUCAAGCAAAUAAAUGGUAUGUCGCGUGAGUUCGCAUUUCUGGUUCGAGACUUGAUUGUUGAUCAAGUGGUCAGUCAGUAGUGAAUACAGAAGAUCAGGUUGUCUUCUAUUUCAAGAGCUCUAAAAAGUCUAACAAUGGAACCGAUGUAAAUGCGGGUGUAAAAUGCGGGCGAUGUAAAAACAUUCCUCUCGUGUUACCAUUCCUUCUAUCCGAACGGUUCGCUCAGAUGGCGAGCGCUUUGCGAUCUUUUGCUUAACGACGACAAUAGGUUAUCGCAAAAGUUUUGUUCCUAUUUAUUGUCUGCAAUGUUAGCCGCUUUGUGUCGACCGUGUGUUCGCUUAACCCAAACGUUUCCCAUUAUGAAUGGUUUGGAUGUCUAUAAUCUUCAGAAUCCUUCUGAACUUCAGAGUCCUAUUUCUGAUUUAGGCAUAAGUUAUAAGAAUUAUGUAUUAAACGAAAAAAAUCAGAAAAAGACUGACGAAGAAGGGUGUCAUUCGGGAAAUGAGUGUUCAUUUCGUGAUAUUUUCAAUAAUUUGCUUAAUAUUUC